AUGCCCGAAUUCGUCGAAUUCAUUGAAAAACAAAACCCCAAAGAGCAUGUUUCAAGGUGGCAGCAGUCCACAAAAACCGGAACGCGACAGUUGGCAGCUACCGCUUUUGAAAACGCCCCUACGCGGGAAAAUCGCGCGGACGGGACUUUCGCAGCUGGCGUCGCGUCUCCCCCAUUCUCAUUUUGUGCGCUCAAUCCGAGAAUGUCAGCUGAUGCAGGAAAGAACAAUGAAGAACGAAUGGAUGUGACUGAGGCCAAACAAGAACCAGUUGAAGAUGUGAAAAUGGAGGAUGGAGAUCAUGCAGAGGAUGAAAUGGAAGCUGAGGAAGGAGUACUCGCCUACCUACCCUUGACCUUUUCUCAACAACAAACUGUUGAGUCUAGUCUGGCCGAUGCGAUUUUGCAAAGGUCGAGUAUGAUGUUUGGUGGCGUUGAGGGUAGCAAUCGAUUCAAGGAUUGUUGGAAACUUGUUUUGGUUGCAAGUGCUCAACGUAUUCUUUAG
Strongylus vulgaris is the source of this 501-nucleotide messenger RNA. The record is from the annotation of a GenBank genome assembly. NCBI's taxonomy places the organism in Eukaryota, Metazoa, Nematoda, Chromadorea, Rhabditida, Strongylidae.